Molecule: messenger RNA, 705 nt
Organism: Bipolaris oryzae ATCC 44560
Lineage: Eukaryota; Fungi; Ascomycota; Dothideomycetes; Pleosporales; Pleosporaceae
Exons: 3
Coding region: 1-705 (234 amino acids)
Biological process (GO): mRNA cis splicing, via spliceosome
Cellular component (GO): catalytic step 2 spliceosome
Molecular function (GO): RNA binding
Source: RefSeq, a predicted model, not a curated record
AUGACGACCGCCCAUAGACCCACGUUCGAUCCCGCACGCGGCAAAGAGGCCCAGCGCGGACCUGCCUAUCACCAGCGACUCCUUCCUGCGCAUACGACACUCAAACAUAGACAACCAGGUCAGGGCGGAGAUGCCGACAAGCAAAAGCGCGACCUGCGCGCCGAACUCUUGGAGGCAGAGGCGCGCUAUGCGGCGAAGAAAAACGGCACAUACGUAGAGCCGGACGCCGUGGCUGAGCCUGGAAGUGCGCCUAAGCGCCAGAUUGACAAUGUGUCAGUUGACGAAGACGGCGAAGAAGAUGAAGCAGCACAGAAACGGCGGCGAAUAGAAUUACUUGAAAAGUUCAGGGAUGUGGAUGCGGACGAUAGCAGUAGUGAGGAGGAGAGUAGCGAUGAUGAUGACGAAGACGGCGAAGGAGCCCUUCAGAGAGAGCUCGAGAAGAUCAGAAAGGAGCGUGCUGCAGCCAAAGCCAAGGAGGAGGCCGAACGAGCUGCCGAAGAGGAACAACAACGUGAAAUCGAUGUUGCUCGGGGUAACCCGCUGCUCAACGCCAAAGACUUUACCAUGAAGCGUCGAUGGGAUGAUGAUGUUGUAUUCAAGAACCAAGCACGUGGCACAGAGGACAGGAACAAGAAGAAGGAAUUUAUCAACGAUAUGCUGCGGUCCGACUUUCACAAAAAGUUCAUGUCCAAAUACGUGCGAUGA